This is a messenger RNA of Paraphaeosphaeria sporulosa, 879 nucleotides long. RefSeq lists its product as uncharacterized. The transcript is spliced from 3 exons. The record is from RefSeq and is a predicted model, not a curated record. Bases 4 to 879 code for a protein of 291 amino acids. Lineage: Eukaryota; Fungi; Ascomycota; Dothideomycetes; Pleosporales; Didymosphaeriaceae.
UGCAUGCCCGGGUUUCUCCAGCCUAAGUUAUAUAUACAGCAUCGCGUGGCUGCGAUCGCGCUGUACCGGGCGCUUCUUUCUCGAUGCUCAUCCGCAAACGCUCUCCAGAAUGAGGAGCGCACGUUGUUACACAACGCCAUUCGUAACAAGUUCCGCCAGAACCGGAAAUUGCAAAGCUCCCGACAGCUAGGGCUUGUUUUCAAAGCUGGAUAUGAGGUACUCAGUCACCUCGAUGCGUCUCAGACCCUGAAUUCGAAGAGCGUAGAUGCUUUGAAGACCCUUAUACCAUCUCUUCCCCGUCGUAUCGUACGCUCGUCAUCGCGACGGCGACACACAAAGCCACAAUUAGACCCCUCUGCGAAAGAUCACGGCGCCGUGCUUCCGCCCGAGAAAGCCUUGUUGAACGUACGCCCUUACGCGAAGACGAAUGGCCCUCGCCAUGUCCCCAUACUUGCUUCCGCGAACGGCAUCCCGUUCCUCCGCAUCAAGAAGCCACAGCCGCCGGUGCUGAGUCGCGUAAUCCGCCAGGCGCUACAACGGCGCAUAGACAAUUUUCAUGACAGAAUUCUGUUUCUGAAUUACUGGAUCCCGCUGUCGAAUCACGAGGAUGAAUGGGACGCGAUAUUGAAACGGGAGUGCGGUUUCGUGGAGAAAGAUACUAGGAAAUAUGGAACGUUCGAUCCUCUGUGGGUAUAUCAAGUGAAUAUCGCAGAACAAGCAAAUCGGGCGGCCCACGAGAAGGAUAUCAAAAAGGCAACAGAAACUGCGACGAGGAUGACCGAAUUGAUAGACAAAGAGACGGAGUUAGCGAUCCAGGAAGGUCAGAAGAUCGUGAGAGGUAGGAAGACUAAGCCGAUUCGCGAUCGGUGGCUGAAAUAA